UGCCUGCGAGGGCGUGAAGGGCUGGCCGCGCUGCUCAUCCUCGGAGUAGAGGGAGUGCGGGCUGGCUGGGGGCUUCUUCUGUGCCCAGACCCUACCUCCAACCCCGGUCUAACUGCCCCUCCUUUUCUGCCUCUUUCCCCAGACCGGGGUUCUGAAGGUGUGACCGCGUCCUAAUUCAGGAAAGGGGGAAAGCUUCCUGGGGCCCCGAAAUGCAACUCUACUUUUGUGGGCACGAAGGAGGGUGGUGAGAAACUUCGGGGUGCCCAGAUGGCAGAUAAGGCCGGAUGGAUCAAGAAGAGUAGUGGGGGCCUCCUGGGACUUUGGAAAGAUCGAUAUCUCCUGCUCUGCAAGACACAGCUUCUAGUCUACGAGAACGAGGAUGAGCAGAGCUGCAUAGAGACUGUAGAACUGGGCAGCUAUGAGAAGUGUCAAGACUAUCGAGCUUUCUUAAAGAAGAAGCAUAGGUUUAUUUUGCUUCGAUCUCCUGGGAACAAGGUUCAUGACAUCAAAUUCCAGGCUCAGAAUGGGGAGGAGAAGGAAUCCUGGAUCAAAGCCCUCAAUGAAGGCAUCAACAAAGGCAAGAAUAAAGCCUUUGAUGAGGUUAAGGUGGACAAGAGCUGUGCCCUGGAACACGUGACCCGGGAUCGGGUGAGAGGGGGACAGCGCCGCCGGCCACCCACAAGAAUCCACCUGAAAGAGGUGGCCAGUGCUGCGUCCGAUGGACUGUCGAGGCUGGACCUUGAUGUGCCAGACAGCGAGCCCCCCUCCUUCACUCCCAGCAACAAUAUCAACGACCCGUCCCCUACCGAGAUACCUCGACCGCCCAUGCCUCCAACCAAACCCGCCCAGGACCCAGAGAAGCCAAAUGUGGAUGGGAGUGCUGAAAAGUCAGGGGCAGAGGAGAGCCCCCCAGCUCCCACGGCUGAAACCGCCCAGGACCACCCUGAGCACCAGGGCGCGGCCGAAGCCCCCGAGGAGGGCCUGGGAACUUCAGCCCUCCAGGAGGGGGGCAGUAAAGAGAAUCUGAUGGAAGGAAACAGGGGCUCAGAAAAGCCUCCUGAGCCACCUCCGAAGGUCCAGCUUGACAAACUGAAAGUAAGCUGGGAAAAUCCCAGCCCAGAGCCCCCUACCCCUGCUGGCAAAGAUUCAGAGCAACCCACCGGUUCAGAGACUGCCGCUUCCAAGGAGGGGGGGAAACCCCCAACCCCUCCACCAAAGAUCCUGUCUGAGAAAUUGAAAGCAUCUCUGAAGGGCCUUGAGACUCCCAGUCAAGACCAGUGUCAGGGCUCACAGGCUGCCAAGGCUCCGGAUCCCGAUCCAGGUCAUUCCCAAGUUUCAGUGAAUGGCGUGGCUGACAGUCCCAAUGGAGCUGAGCCCAGUCUGGAGGCAAGUCUGCAGAGAGCCGGGGAGGAGAGAGCUGACCCGAAAAGUCCCCCGAAGGAGGACCAGGGGCGGCUGACCUCUGCAGAGCCCAGCCCGACUUCCUUGGAGAGCAAGGGGGCCCAGGAGGGCUCGGGAGCGACCCUCCAGGAUGGAUCCCCCACACUGCCAUCGCUCCAGCCCCGAUGUGCCUCCCUUGGGAACCUGCUGACCGAGAGUGACAAGGGUCAGGGCCUGCCCCUGGACAGGUGCCAGCUGGUCAAGAUAGAGAAGAAGGUGACCUUUGAAAAGGAAAAGACUGAGCAGCUCUUGAGCCAGGUUCUAGGCAGAGAGCUGGAGCAUGCUCAGGAGGGAAAUGGACCCCCUGUCAAUGCCGAGACGUUGCUCAACCAGGCAGUAGAGCAGCUGAGGCAAGCGACUCAAGUCUUGCAAGAGAUUAAGGUUUUGGAACUGAACAAGGAACCAUCAACCACUCUGACAGAGAAGCAGAAAGAAAAGCAGAAGGACUUGGUGACUCUGUAUAGAAGAAGUGCUCCCUAGGGCAUGCUUAAGCACUUUUUUCCCUUUUUUUUUUUUCCCUUUUAUGGUCUCCCUCAAAAUUUUUAUUCACCAAUGCUGUUGCUGGGCCAGCAGAUAGUCCUAAGUCUGGGCUUGGCCCUACCCCUCGUCCAGUCACUUUCUUAGCAAUGUCCCCUUUCCUCUUCUCCUGAAUGCUCUCUUUCUAGUGAAGUCUUCUCUUCGUUGACGUGGCACAGAAAGUUACCACUGCAGAAGGAUGACAACCUGUCAAUCACGUGUCUCCAUCUUGCAGCCCUGCAGGGUCUCCAUCUAACCCCAAACAGCUGGACACGGCCAGAAUGCCUCAGGGUGCUCUGCUCAGACACAGGGAAGGGGAUCCUUCUGGGGGGGGGCCGUGAACAUCCAGGCUCAUCUCUGCUGUGUCCCCUCACCUUCUGGCCGUCUGCAUGGUCAUCUGAAGAUAAAAUCAGGCUGGGUGGAGGAUCAGUCAGGAGAGGAAAGCAAAAAAGAACAGUAGCCCCCUCUAGCUGGUCUGGAAAUUCUGCUCCCCCUCCUCUCAGUGGGGAGUUGUCUGAUGGGGCCCGACCUUACAUCCAUGGCUGGGGUCUAGGGCUGGGGCUUUCCCAACACGGUCUAGGCUAGGAUUAUUGAUCACUAGCCUAAGAGAGCUGUUAAGUCUGGAACAAUUUAGCCAGAAUUCAUCAGGGAUUAAUGGUCCCUGUAGACUACACAGGUGUAUUUCUUGGGAUGUGAUUCCCUCUGCCCUUGUCCUGAUAUCCUACAUGGGCAGUGUAGAGAGAUAUGAAUGACAAUAAUGUCUGCUACCCACUCAGGGAGAAAAGUCAUGGCUGCCUUUGACUGUUCUUAAUGUCUCAAUAUUUGUCUUAGCCACUUUGAUUUAGCUUUGGGUCCAUUAUUAGUCAUAGGUCCUGAAGGGGUUGGGAAGCGUGCAAGAGUUUACAUUCUGAGCUUCAGGACACAUCAUCAUCACUUUGUUGUGUCCUUUGGGAAAAGGGAGAUUGGGUGCAACUUCACUUCCAAAUGCUCAAGGAUUUCCUAGGUGGACCAUCUACUUAUGCUUAGCAAAAAAGAGUUUGAGUCUUUCUACUUUUUGAUUCCUAAAACUCGAACAGUUGAGCUGAGACCCUUUCACAGGCUGGGAAUUGCUGCUGCAGAAUAAGAGAUGAGGAGGAAGAGUGUGGGUUGCCCUUCGGGGACCAAUUAACCAUGGAGUGCUGAGCCAUCACAGGUUUCCAUGGUUCUCUUUGGAAGGGCUCUCAAGGGUUUAUCUGGUUCAUCCCCCUACUUUGGUGCAGGAUGGUGAUCCAGGUUGUCCAACUUCUUAAAUUCUUGUGUUAGUUUCAAUUCUGGACACUCCAACAAAAGAACCUUUUUUUAUUUUUAUUUUUUUAAGACUGCAAAAUAAACUCACUUCCAGGAGGAUCAUAAUUUUUGUCCUCCUUGAGUGACAUUUACAUUUAUGCCAUUUAUACACUUAGUCUCCUCCCUUCACCUGGAUUGGUUCAGUAGACAUCAGGAUGUCAGUCAGGCCAUUUCUUGUAAAUGACCACAAACAUUCCUUUGAGUAGUGUUAGUUCUAGCAAUUGAAUGGAUGGAAUUUGUCCUGGGAAUGAGUAAUUCCUCUCGGUCCCACCAGUGGAUAACCGGGCCAGGCCCUGCCAGGAAAGGGAUCUUUAGUGAUUUCCACCAAGGUCAUUGUGUAAGAUCUGGGAUAGAGUUGGGCCUUGUGAUUUGUGUCCCAUCCAUCUUUCUCCCUCCUAAUCCCUCACCUACUUUCCCACUGGGAUGGAAACUUGGAUAAUUCAGUGGGAAAAAGAAGAACCGGUGAAGUGAUAGGAAUUCCAUCUCCCUCACCUUUCUCUCCCCAGCCUCAAAACUGUCUAUUCUUCCAGGGUUUGGAGGCACCGGGAGGGGUGAGGAGGUGGAGGGGAGAUGUCCCAGUCAGCUUGCCGUGUGUGUCACUACGGAUUAUUCACUGUCUCUCUCCCUUCACCAACUGAGACCAGACUCUGCAUGUUCAGAAGCGGUUCUUGGUAUCAAUCAGCUGCUGCCCCGGAACAGCCUGGGUCUCAACAUCCCCAGGUGUAUGCAACCAGUAGUUACCUGUUAUAGCCACAGACUGCCUGCUUGGGGGCUUAUCCCGUUCUGGAAAUUUCACAAAAGGCCCUCCAAAGUCUGUGCUGGGUUCAUAAAUUUUCCAGAAAAAAAAAUUUUUUUUUGCAUGAGCACUUUUUGUUUAGUGAAGGAUUAAAAAAAGAACGCAGCCACAGACCUUCCUAAUAAUGCAGCACCUGGCGCAGUGCCUUGCACAGAGUGGUCAUUUAACAUUGAAAUGGGCUGGCCUUUGUCGAGCACUGGCAUUGGCUACAGCAGAAAUUAGCAAUGCAAGUUGAUGCCUUAUUUACUGAAAUUUUAUCUUGUAAUGCAAGAUAUGGCCAUGAGUAAGUUGGCUUUUCUCCAAAGUGGUGCUGGAGUUAUGGGGUUUAAUUGGACUCAUUCAUAGAAUUCUGCUUCCGAGAGGAAUGUGGGAACCUGUUUGCCGACAGUUGUUAGUUCCCUCUAAAUUUGAGGUGCAGACCUCAGGUCUUUGUAACACUCAGGGCUGAGUGGGAAUGGGAGAGGGGAUGGAUCUCCUAUUCCUGGAAGUCACUGUAGGGCCUCCAGUCACUGGGAAGUGACAGUAAGUGGGGCUCAGAGAGAAAAGGAUGGGGGUCUCCAGGAGGUGGGUUCCUGGGGGAGGCACAGGCCUAUGUUUUUUGUAAUUAAGAGCCAAUGUGUACAUUAUACAAAGGAUUCCCACCGUCUUCUUUUUCCCCAUGGAGACGUCCUUCCCGACCUCUGCCUCUCUAGGGGGGCUAUGCUUCUAAAAACAGAAUCAUUGGUCUCCAUUGAUCUGUUGGGUAUCAGCUCCACAUAUAGUGCUCUCCUUUCUUAAUGAAAGAGGUCCUGGAAAGGGGUGAGGCGAUAACAAAUGUGAAUGAUGGGGAGGAGGAGGAGAACUAGCAUCCAACGACUUUUGCUUCUAGAGCACAACUUAAUUUUUGAGAGUUGGCAAUAAAACCCCUUUUUAAGUAUG
Molecule: messenger RNA, 4996 nt
Organism: Sarcophilus harrisii (Tasmanian devil)
Lineage: Eukaryota; Metazoa; Chordata; Mammalia; Dasyuromorphia; Dasyuridae
Gene: PLEKHO2
Product: pleckstrin homology domain containing O2
Exons: 6
Coding region: 268-1920 (550 amino acids)
Biological process (GO): macrophage apoptotic process
Source: RefSeq, a predicted model, not a curated record